AUGUUUUCUGCGAGUGCCAUGCGUUCUACAUGGAGAAGCACUAAGCGGCUUAAAAUUUCAAAUUUUUCUCGUCCAAUUUCAACCUCACAUCCGCCCGCUCAGGAGAAUGGUUCUCGCAGUGUACAGGAUCCGAACAGCAUUUCUGUUGCCUCCAAUGAAAUAAGAACACCCUCUACACACCUCGAUGGCACUCCGAAGGAAUGGGGGGAGAGACUAGACCAGAUCGGUAGCAAAUUCCGAUUACCGCGUAGUGUGCAAGCCGUAUACCUAAAGCCUUUGCGACGAAAGGCGGAAUUCGGCCUACCGGUCUGUGACCUCCAGCUCCGAUCAUACAGCGCACGACAUGUCGAGUUUUUCGCCGACUUUGCGCUCAGAGCGGCAUACUAUCUCAAUCUUCCCGCUUUCGGACCUACACCUCUCCCGCGAAUCACGGAACGCUGGACUGUUCUGAAAAGCAAUUUCGCUCACAAGAAGUCCCAGGAGAAUUUCGAGAGAGUAACGCUUCGUCGACUUAUUCAAAUUAAGGAUGGCCAUCCUGAUGUCGUUCAGACGUGGCUUGCCUUCCUUCGAAAACAUGCGUUCCAUGGUGUUGGUAUGAAGGCGAAUGUUUGGGACCAUAGCCCAAUAGGAAUUGGGAAGUUGAUGGAUGAGACGGCUGCGGAGUUGGAUAGUGCAAUUGAGGCGAAACUUUCCUACUUUGGCUCCAGCAAGAAGGCCUUUGGGCAGGCGGAAUCGGUCGCUGAUUUAGUAGAUAGGAGGAAGUUUAUGGAUAACAAUAGCCGGUGA
Histoplasma mississippiense is the source of this 786-nucleotide messenger RNA. Its product is annotated as mitochondrial 37S ribosomal protein RSM10. Lineage: Eukaryota; Fungi; Ascomycota; Eurotiomycetes; Onygenales; Ajellomycetaceae. The record is from RefSeq and is a predicted model, not a curated record. The transcript is spliced from 5 exons. Gene Ontology annotation, molecular function: structural constituent of ribosome. Gene Ontology annotation, biological process: translation. Gene Ontology annotation, cellular component: mitochondrion; ribosome; small ribosomal subunit. The coding region runs from base 1 to 786 and encodes 261 amino acids.